Messenger RNA from Mitosporidium daphniae, 330 nucleotides. RefSeq lists its product as uncharacterized. The record is from RefSeq and is a predicted model, not a curated record. The transcript has a single exon. The coding region runs from base 1 to 330 and encodes 109 amino acids. Lineage: Eukaryota; Fungi; Microsporidia.
AUGGACCAUCCAUUGGCGGUAUUAAAUUGCCCAUGUGAGAAUCCUCUAACAGCUCAAAUAGUAGAGCAACAGCGUCGAAAAUUUCAACAAGUUGCAAAUGAUGUAAAAGCUGGAACCAUUAAACUAGCCACAUGGCAUAUGUCAGAACAUGCAGUCAACCCAGGAAAGGCACACCCUCAAAGCUUUCAAGAAACUCGAGAAAGGCUAAUCCGCCAAUUAACACGAUUAUUUUUAGACGUCAAUGUACUUUCAAAUGAGAUACAAAAAGCUUUUUCAGAUGAGAUACAAAAAGCUUUUUCAGAUGUUUUUGAAAAGUUUGAAGCGUUUUAG